This is a messenger RNA of Rhopalosiphum padi (bird cherry-oat aphid), 3357 nucleotides long. RefSeq names its product glucose dehydrogenase [FAD, quinone]-like. Bases 451 to 2316 code for a protein of 621 amino acids. The transcript has 6 exons. Gene Ontology annotation, molecular function: oxidoreductase activity, acting on CH-OH group of donors; flavin adenine dinucleotide binding. The record is from RefSeq and is a predicted model, not a curated record. NCBI's taxonomy places the organism in Eukaryota, Metazoa, Arthropoda, Insecta, Hemiptera, Aphididae.
AUGUCAGUGCGUAAGGUCGUUGAUCUGGACGUGUAGAGGAGGUAGGUAGUCCGUUGUUCGUAACCUGCUCAGGAACGCGUAUAUUAUAUUAUAUUGUACGUAUUUGAUUGACCGAUAUUGUACAGUAUCGUCUUAUUAAUAUCGUCAUCGUUAAAUUAAUUAUUUCAUUGCCGAGGUGACUUUAACGCACCUGCGUGAGUCUAUUGUGUUCACUUUGAUUCGCGAAUCACUCUAACGUUCGCGCGUUAUCGACAUGUAGUGUAAUAUAAUUACGUAAAUUAUGUAUAUAUAAUCGUCGCGUGAGACGUCAAUCGCCGAUGCAUUUGUUUUGACACUAUACGUUAUCGACUGAGUUAUGUCUUGACGUCGCAGAAGCAACGUUUCAUUGCAUACAACAAAACACUAACCGGAAAACAUUUUGAUUAGCUGUUGUGAUACUAUGCGGUACUUAUGAGUGGCGUGGAAGUUCUACCCAUCGGAGCGAUUGCAGGGGCCGCGUCGCAAGUGGCCUGGUUCCUGCCCGUUUUGGUCGCGGCUAUUGCUUAUUUCCACUAUGAAGUAAAUGAUCCCGAGUCAAGGAUUAUAGAUCAACCAGGAAAUUUGCUUCUUGACCAAUAUGAUUUUAUAAUAGUCGGCGCUGGAUCGGCAGGUGCGGUGCUGGCGAAUAGGUUGACCGAAGUCGAGGAUUGGAGCGUAUUAUUAAUAGAAGCUGGUGGAGAUGAAACUGAACUAUCCGACGUGCCUUUGUUGGCUGCCUACUUGCAACUCACCCAGCUCGAUUGGCAAUAUAAAGCCGAACCACAGGAUACAGCAUGUUUGGCUAUGAAAGAUGAACGUUGCAAUUGGCCUCGGGGCAAAGUGCUUGGCGGGUCCAGCGUGUUGAACUAUAUGAUGUAUGUGCGCGGAAACCAAAUGGACUACAAUAACUGGCUGAAUCAAGGCAAUCCGGGUUGGGGGUACGACGACGUGCUCUACUAUUUUAAAAAAUCAGAAGACAACAGAAACCCGUACCUGGCGCGGACCCCGUACCAUUCGAUGGGCGGAUAUCUGACGGUGUCCGAGGCGCCGUACAAAACGCCGUUGGCCGACGCGUUCGUCAGGGCCGGCCAGGAAAUGGGCUACGACAUCCGCGACAUAAACGGCGAACGGCAAACCGGGUUCAUGACGCCUCAAGGGACCAUCAGGAGGGGAGCCAGAUGCAGUACGGCAAAGGCUUUCCUGCGACCCGCCCGACUGCGGAAGAAUCUGCACGUGUCCAUCAACGCUCACGUCACGCGCGUGGCGAUCAACCCCGAGACGAAAGUCGCGUUCGGCGUCGAAAUGAUCAAGGACAACACGCGACAUUUCAUCCGGGCCAACAAAGAGGUGCUGCUGUCGGCGGGUUCCAUUAGUUCUGCGCAACUGCUCAUGCUUUCGGGCAUAGGCCCCAAGAACCAUCUGACGGAAAUGGGUAUACCCGUUCUAGCCGAUUUAGAUGUCGGCAAAAAUCUUCAAGACCACAUCGGACUCGGCGGCCUUGCAUUUCUGAUUAACAAAGAGGUGUCGCUAACGCAAGAGAGAGUGGAAAACGUUCAAACGGUUUUAAAUUAUGCUACAAUGGGCGACGGACCGUUGACAGUCAUGGGUGGUGUCGAGGGAUUGGCGUUCAUCAACACUAAAUAUGCUAAUCAUUCAAUGGACACACCGGACAUCGAAUUACACUUUGUGUCUGGUUCCACCAACUCUGAUGGCGGUGUACAGCUUUGGAAAGCACACGGGUUGAAAGAAGAGUUUUACAAAUCUGUCUACGAACCGAUUAACAACAGAGACGUGUGGUCUGCUAUACCUAUGUUGCUGAGGCCCAAGAGCCGGGGCGAAAUACUGUUACGAAGCACCGACCCGUCCAUGUAUCCCAGGAUUCUGCCCAACUAUCUGACGGUCCAAGAGGACGUGGACACGCUGGUGGAGGGCGUCAAGUUCGUGGUGGCCAUGUCCCGGACCACGCCGUUCCGCCGGUACGGCAGUCGCCUGCACGACAUACCGUUCCCCGGUUGCGCCACGAUACCGCGGUAUACGGACGCCUAUUGGGAAUGCAUGGUCCGGCACUACACGGUGACCAUAUACCAUCCGGUGGGCACCGCCAAGAUGGGACCCGAGUGGGACAAGACCGCGGUGGUGGACCCGCGGCUCCGGGUGUACGGUAUCCACGGUCUCCGGGUGGUGGACGCGUCCAUCAUGCCCACGCUGGUCAGCGCCAACACCAACGCUCCGGUCAUAAUGAUCGCCGAGAAGGCCGCGGACAUGAUCAAGGAGAAAUGGCUGGGCAGGAAACUGUGACACGCGACGACUGUGAUUGCAAAUUGAGAGCGAACGUCUACAAUAUUGUUUUUUUCCGGGUCUUAUAAUAAUUUAUUAUUACCGCGACGAUUUCUUUCUUUCUUUCUUCUGUAUUUUUUUUUUCGUUAUUCUAUUAGUAUCGUAACUAUAUAAAGGUAUUAUUGUCAUCCCGACCUGUGCAAAAUACGUUAUUUAUUUAUUUAUUUAUUUAUUCGUAUACCUAAGUUAUAAUAAAAGACAUUUUAAUUUAUGUAUAAAAAAAAAAUACUAUUUAAACAUUUUGACAUUUCGAAAUUAUUUGUGUUCAUGAUAUUAUUUUUAAAUUAUUUAUAAUUAUAAUGUCUGCAAAUGAUGACUUGUUCAGAAUACUGUAUUAUCUUUAUUUAUCUAGACACUAUUGGAUGUUUUUAUUUAUUUUUUACUUUGAUUGAAUUAAAAACAUUCUGCAAUAGAGUAUAAAGAUGAUAUUUUAAAUGAUAACUCAUAAAAGAUUUAGUUCUACGUGUAUUAAUAUUAUUUAUGAGGUAAAUUUAACUAUUUUUUUUUUUAAUACGAAUCCUGUUUUAAUCUAAACAUCAUCGAUUAAAGACGCGUUAUAUUUAUUUUAAUAUCAAGCACAUGAUAUAAUAAAUUAUUGUAAAAUAAAUAAUAACGCAAAGACAUUAUUUAUAAAAUGAUUUGAGGAAGUAAUUUUUUUUUUUUUAUAUGAUUAUUAAGUAGAACUUUAAUGUUUUUCAUAGUCAAUAAUAAUUUAAUAACUCUUAAAUUAUUAUUUUAUAAGUCUAUACAGUUUUGAAAAUGCUUGUUUAUAUGACUGACAAUUGUUUGUAUACCAUAAUAUUUGCAGGCUAGUAUCUAUUCACAAUAUUUGAAUAAUAAUAUGAAUAUACAUAUUAAUUUGUAUAAUUGGCCUAUAAAUCCCUCAACUGAACUAAAAUCAAAUUAUCUAAAAGUAAGAUUUACAUUUGUCAAUUAUCCGUGGUCAUAAGUUAUUAUAAUGAUAUAGACUGCAUCAAAUAUAGAUAUUCAUUUAAGUGUUCA